Messenger RNA from Calidris pugnax (ruff), 3340 nucleotides. It is a transcript of the gene GPR156, whose product is annotated as G protein-coupled receptor 156. Gene Ontology annotation, molecular function: G protein-coupled GABA receptor activity. Lineage: Eukaryota; Metazoa; Chordata; Aves; Charadriiformes; Scolopacidae. Bases 179 to 2470 code for a protein of 763 amino acids. The record is from RefSeq and is a predicted model, not a curated record. Gene Ontology annotation, cellular component: G protein-coupled receptor heterodimeric complex; membrane. Gene Ontology annotation, biological process: G protein-coupled receptor signaling pathway; gamma-aminobutyric acid signaling pathway. The transcript is spliced from 10 exons.
UGGCAUAGCAGGGCUCGGGAUGCCACCGCGCUCCACAGGGACCCACGGCCUGCGCUGACUCCCCUGGCCGCAGAGGACACCCUGAGGGACGCCGGGAGGUGGGCGCUCCCCAUCCUGGCUCUGGAUGUGCACUUUGGCAGGGGUGGAGGCACGGCUGGAUGACGGCUGAGGAUGUGCUAUGGAGCCGGGAUUCAACUGCUCUGAGCUCUGUGAUGGCAGCUCCAGCUUUGGCAGCCAGGUGCAGCAGCAGCGGGCGCUGCAGGAGCUCUGCACCGUCACGGUGACAUCUUCUGACCGCAGUGGGAAGAGCUCCCCAUCCUUCUCUGCUGCUCUCCUGGGAGUUGUGUGGACGUUCCUGACCGGAGGAGUCCUGCUAACGCUCUUCUUUCUUGUCUUCACAAUUCGCUUUAGGAAAAACAGGAUCGUGAAGAUGUCCAGCCCCAAUCUGAACAUUGUGACCCUGCUGGGUAGCGGCUUGACUUACACUAGUGCUUACCUCUUUGGGAUUCAGGAGCAGAGCCUGCCCUCCGGAGACUCGGUAGAAAAGCUUAUUCAGGUGCGGCUCUGCCUGCUGUGCGUGGGGACCUCCCUGGUCUUCGGCCCUGUCCUGGGGAAAAGCUGGCGGCUCUACAAGGUGUUCACCCAGAGGGUGCCAGACAAGCGGGUGAUUAUCAAAGACCUCCAGUUGCUGGCGAUGGUGGCAGCGUUGGUGCUGGCAGACACUGUGUUGCUCUUGACGUGGGUAUUCUCUGAUCCAGUCCAGUGUUUCCGAAGCCUCAGCAUCUCACUGCGGGCGACAGAGAAAGGCAUGACCUGCUCAGUGAGCCGAGUGCAGUCCUGCGCAUCUCUUUAUUCCGAGCUUUGGCUCGUUCUCAUUUUAGGGUUUAAGAGUAUCCUCCUGCUGUACGGGACCUACUUGGCUGGUCUGACCGACAACAUCAGCUCCCCACCAGUCAACCAGUCCUUGACGCUCAUCGUUGGGGUCAACCUCGUUUUCCUGGCUGCUGGCACUGUCUGCUUAGUUCACCGUUUCUUCCGCGCUUGGCACAACUUGCUGUUUGGUUUUACCUCUGGAGGCAUCUUCGUGUGUACGACCACGAUCAACUGCUUCAUCUUUGUCCCACAGCUCAAGCAGUGGAAAGCCUUUGAAGAAGAAAGCCAAACUGUCAGCCACAUGGCAAAGUAUUUCACCAGCCCAAGCCGGAGCUGCCGCUCGGUGUACAGCGAGGAGCAGCUCUACCAGCUGAUAGGGGAGAAAAACUCCAUGAAGCGGCUGCUCACCGAGAAAAACGCCGUGAUUGCAAGCCUGCAGGAACAAGUGAGCAGCGCCAAGGAGAAGCUGAUGAGGCUGAUGUCCGCGGAGGGUGGCUGUGACCCCCCGGCACCACCGGCAGCUCCCUGCAGCCAGAGCGCGGGGUGGAGCGGGGAUGUGCCGGGGGACCGCUGCCCCCCGGAUCCGCAGCGGGAUGGGUGGCAGCCUCCCCGCUUGUUGGGCACACCACCUAUUUGCAGCCACGCUCAGGAGCUCCAGAAACACGAGACCCAGGAGCACGUGAGGCCAGGAGAGCCUGUUGGCUCUCGGGCGUUGCUUUGUGACACAGGGGACAACCUCGAACGUGGCCCGAGAGAAGCCCAGGAGGGCAGGAUGCCUCCGGAGCAGCUGCUGGACCACAACAUCUCAGCUGGCCUGGCCUGGGAGUCGUCCCCCAAAGUCAGCUAUGUGAGCAGCGAGAAGCUGAGGGAAGUUUUGCAAGAGCUGAGCCUGGACGGCAGAGCCUACAGCCCGGCCUUGCGUGGGGGACCCCCCCGCCAUGGCAGCCAGGGCCCCCAAGGCGAGCAGGGAGGAAGGUGGGAGGCCCAGGAGGGCUACCUGGGCAACCGCACACCACUCAGCCCCUAUCUGGCGAGGCGGCGGCGGAGGAUACCCCUGCCCACCACCUCCACCCGCUUCCCCGGCCAUGUGUCCCCUCGUGUCGGCCGUGGGGUGAAGGAGGAGGGUGGCUGGGCCUGUGAGGAGUCAGCACAAGUCUCCCCAGGGAGGGAAGGGGAGAUGGCUGGUGGAGGGCUCCUUCACCCAUCGGCACCAUCCCCUCCAGCUGUCCCUGGGGAGGCCUGCCUCCAGCGGGAGGGAUGGCCAGGAUGGCCGGAGUCCCAGGGUGCUUCCCUGUCCCUCUCACAGGAGCGGCGGCAGCGGCAGGGUGCCCUGAGGGGACCUGCCGAGCCCUCCCUGCGCUCUCUGUACUACUACCCAGACUCUGACUCCAGCAGCAGCAGCUCUGAGGAGAUGUUUCACGGCUGCCAUCGUCCCUGCUGCGAGGUCUGCUUCCAGAGCCCGCGCGGCUCCCUGGGCAGCAGCAGCACGGACACGGACACAGAGCCCAGCGAAGGCGCGGGCCACUGGACAGAGCACCACGGCGGGCUCCAGCCCGUGGUGAAUUUCAAAGAAGAUCUGAAACCCACCUUUGUAUGACUGCGAGCACCCCUGCCCCAAAGGCAGGUGCCCCCCCCAUCCCCAAAAUGCUGUGUGUUUUCAGCGACGCUGAAGUCACACGUCUCUCCGAGGGAUGCGUCUCCUUCUGGCAUAACCUUGCCCCGCUCGGGUCAUGGUGUCAGCCCCAGCCUGGCCAGCGGUGACUGUGUUUGGCUGAGAAGGGGCUGGCAGCACCCGGUGAGGUGGCAGUGGUUUUGUCCCAGCUGCUCCAGGCAGCUGCCUGCACCCCACGGAUACCCGGCACGUCUGUCUGUCCCAGCGCCGGCAAUGGGAAGACUCUGCGGGUGGCCCGCAAGAACCCAAAUUUCAUAAUCUCAGAGGGUUUUCCCUGCGAGAGCUGGAUGAUUGGCACCAGUGGGGAGCAGCACCCUGUCUCAGAAACACGUGUGGCUUCUUGCACAUAGGAGACAGACAGACAGACAGAGGACUCCUUCCCCCAAGGCUGCAGAUGCUGAGCCUCCCACCAGCAUCACACCUAGCUGGAGAUGGGAGACAGCCGGACGCCAGGAACAGUUGCAGGCUGCUGCUCCCCUGGGGUGCUGCUCCCUGGCAAAGCACAGACCUUGGGCUGGGGUGUCAGGGGGAGACUUUCAAGGGGUUUUUUUUGGGGUAGCAUCUGAGUGAGAAAAUGGAGUCCAAAGGUGACAUCCUCGGAGGUGUCUUUGCAUUUUGUGUCUUUCAGUUGAAUGGUUGUAGGUGAGACUCAGGUCAGAGCUGAAGGGAAAGGCACGCUAGAAAUCAUAAAAAAGGAUCUGAAAACGUUUUUCUUUUCUUUUUUUUUUUUGCCUUCUUUUUUUUUCUGGGGCUUGUGCCCUUCUGUAUGUCUUUGUAUGGAUGAUGUAGUCUGGA